CUUGUUCUUCGUCUCUUCAAUCCUCUUCGUCACCUACGAGGUCCCGAACCGACCCACUGGCUUUGGGGAAUCAUGAGAGAGGUCCGCAAAGACGAUACAGUGCUUAUGAAGUGGUCGGAGGAGUAUGGAAGUACGUUCGGAGCUCGAGUCGUACUCGGUAACUACAAGGUCUACACUGUCGACCCGCGUGCGCUGUCACACAUUCUCAACCACACGGACAUAUAUCCCAAGCCGGAGUACCUGCAGAAUAUUCUUGCCUCCAUGGUCGGAGGGCGAGGCCUGCUCCUUGCUGAAGGAGAGGAACACAAGCGCCAGCGGCGAAUAAUGAAUCCCUCGUUCUCCCUCGGACAUAUUAAGGAAAUUAUGCCAAUCUUCUUUGACACCGCCCACCAGCUACGAGACAGCCUGAACAGCAUACUCGCGAAGGUAUCCGAAAGCGAGGGAACCGAGAUCGACAUGUUCAGUUGGGUGACUCGGGCGGCGCUCGAUGUCAUUGGUCAAGCUGGCUUCGGGUACAGGUUCAACGCGCUGCACGACGAAUCGAACGAGCUGUUCUGUGCAGUGCACGACAUGAUCGAAGCGGCGGGGAAGAGCCCGCUGCUUGGGAUACUCAUGGGCCGGUUCCAGCUUCUGCGUCAUCUUCCGCUGGAAUAUAACAGGAAGAUGACGGAGGCGAGAGCGACGACACGCAGGAUCGGGAUGGCACUCAUUAGGAAGGAGAAAGCGGCCGUGCAGCAGGAGAUGCAAGGCAAGCUUGAGAAAAGCAACGUCGGAAGGCGGGAUCUUCUGAGUGCUCUCAUCCGGGCGAACAUGUCCCCAGAAUUGGCACUACACCAGCGGAUGAGCGACGACGAGGUCCUCGCCCAGAUCUCAACGUUCAUCGUAGCGGGGCACGAGACCACCGCUUCCGGCCUGGCGUGGACACUGUACUCCCUCUCCCUCUCCCCUCGGGUGCAGGACAAGCUCCGCCUUGAAUUGCAGCAAGCGUCGGAGGAAGCGCCCUGCAUGGAGGAACUAAGCGCUCUUCCCUACCUGGACGCAGUGCUCAAGGAAUCGUUGCGCCUCUGGUGCCCCGUGCGGAGUACCGUGCGGGUAGCGACUCGGGCGGACCAGAUCCCCUUGAGUACCCCGCUAGUAGACCGCCAAGGGAGGAGACACGACUACGUGCAGGUGCAAGCUGGGGACGUCGUGGGCGUCGAGAGCGUGGUCGUGAACCAUGCCAAGGAGUUCUGGGGCGAGGACGCACAUGAGUUCAGGCCUGAGAGGUGGGAGGAAGGGCUGGAAAAGGUUAAGGAGAUCCCGGGUGUGUGGGCGCAUACGAUGGCCUUCCUUGGAGGGGCGAGAGCGUGUAUUGGUUACCGGUUUUCUGUCAUGGAGAUGAAAGCGAUCCUGUUUACGUUAAUUAGAGCUUUCGAAUUUGCACCUAUAGAAGGGCAGGAGAUCGGGAUGAAAGACGUAAUCGUGAUACGCCCAUUCGUGAAAGAGCAGAAGGAGAAGGGGAUCCAGCUGCCCCUGAGGGUGUGCAAGGUGCACAGAGCUGCGUGA
Dacryopinax primogenitus is the source of this 1545-nucleotide messenger RNA. RefSeq names its product cytochrome P450. The coding region runs from base 73 to 1545 and encodes 490 amino acids. The transcript is spliced from 10 exons. The record is from RefSeq and is a predicted model, not a curated record. NCBI's taxonomy places the organism in Eukaryota, Fungi, Basidiomycota, Dacrymycetes, Dacrymycetales, Dacrymycetaceae. Gene Ontology annotation, molecular function: monooxygenase activity; iron ion binding; oxidoreductase activity, acting on paired donors, with incorporation or reduction of molecular oxygen.